Molecule: messenger RNA, 1284 nt
Organism: Mesoplodon densirostris (Blainville's beaked whale)
Lineage: Eukaryota; Metazoa; Chordata; Mammalia; Artiodactyla; Ziphiidae
Gene: MSANTD3
Product: Myb/SANT DNA binding domain containing 3
Exons: 3
Coding region: 187-1014 (275 amino acids)
Source: RefSeq, a predicted model, not a curated record
GCCUGACCGGCCGGGGACGCGCCGCCGCCGCCCGGCGCUCCGGAGCCUGCGGCCCUCCCGGCCGCCCAGCCUGCCAGAGGAGCCGAGGCCGCCCGUGCUCGCAUCCCGCCGGCCCCUCCCCCGAUCGCCGUGGCCGCUGCGCCGCCGCUGCAGGAUAGCUAACAGCCAGGAGAAACGUAGUGGAAAAUGCAAAACAACGAAAUCAUAAAACCUGCCAAAUACUUCUCAGAAUUGGAAAAGAGCAUCCUGCUGGCUUUAGUAGAAAAGUACAAGUAUGUGCUGGAGUGUAAGAAAAGCGACGCGCGAACUAUUGCCCUCAAGCAGCGUACCUGGCAGGCGCUCGCCCAUGAAUACAACUCUCAGCCCAGCGUGUCGCUGCGGGAUUUCAAACAGCUGAAGAAGUGCUGGGAGAACAUCAAGGCUCGGACCAAAAAGAUUAUGGCCCAUGAAAGGAGAGAGAAAGUGAAACGGAGCGUCAGCCCCCUUCUGAGCACCCACGUCCUGGGGAAGGAGAAGAUCGCCAACAUGCUGCCCGAGCAGCUGUACUUCCUGCAGAGCCCUCCCGAGGAGGAGCCCGAGUACCAUGCUGAUGCCGCCACCCAAGAAUCAUUUGCUGUUUCAAAUAGAGAACUGUGCGAUGAUGAGAAAGAGUUCAUACAUUUCCCAGUAUGUGAGGGGACCUCUCAACCUGAACCCUCGUGUUCAGCUGUCAGAAUAACAGCCAAUAAAAACUACAGGAGCAAAACCUCUCAGGAAGGUGCUUUAAAAAAGAUGCAUGAGGAAGAACACCAUCAACAAAUGUCCAUCUUACAACUGCAGCUGAUACAGAUGAAUGAGGUGCAUGUGGCCAAAAUCCAGCAGCUAGAGCGAGAGUGUGAGAUGGCAGAGGAGGAACACAGGAUAAAAAUGGAAGUUCUCAAUAAAAAGAAGAUGUAUUGGGAAAGAAAACUGCAAACUUUUACCAAGGAAUGGCCUGUUUCCUCAUUUAACCGGCCCUUUCCCAAUUCACCCUAAGACGGUGGGGUGUGGCUCCCUUGUAAUUAAUCUGUGUUGGCAAAGAAGGUCUGGAACACGAACUUGCGGUCGGUAGCCUGUCACAGAGCUACAACUAGGAAGAUGAGAGUGGUAGUAGUCACUUAUUUAAGAAUACAUUCAGGUAAACAGCUGCACCCUAUGUACCCCUGAAGUGGCAAAGAAGCUCUUCGAGUCUUCUGAAAAUUAUCACUAUGAGUGCUAUCAUUCUGAAUGUAAUGUCUCUUAAUUAGAAUUCAUACAAGAACCAUG